Molecule: messenger RNA, 1301 nt
Organism: Sorex araneus (European shrew)
Lineage: Eukaryota; Metazoa; Chordata; Mammalia; Eulipotyphla; Soricidae
Gene: GALR3
Product: galanin receptor 3
Exons: 2
Coding region: 222-1301 (359 amino acids)
Biological process (GO): neuropeptide signaling pathway; negative regulation of adenylate cyclase activity; adenylate cyclase-modulating G protein-coupled receptor signaling pathway
Cellular component (GO): membrane
Molecular function (GO): galanin receptor activity
Source: RefSeq, a predicted model, not a curated record
ACCGGGAGAGUUCCCCGAGAAACGGAGAAACCCGCCCGAGGAGCACAGGACCAACGCGGCCAGCCGUGCCAGGAGCCGGCCAGGGGGCUCCGUGGGGGUUUGGUUCCCAUCCCCCACCCGCUGCCUCAGUCCUGGUCAGUGUCCACUGCUGCAGGCCCCUGUCGCCUGGCCAACCAGUCUCCCCCCACCCCUCCCCAGGUACCCAGCUGGCUGCGAGCUCCAUGGCCGACGCCCAGAAUGUCUCACUCGACGGCCCUGGUGGGGUCGGGACGGUGGUGGUGGUGGUGGUGCCCGUAGUCUUUGCCCUCAUCUUCGUGCUGGGCACCGUGGGCAACGGGCUGGUGCUGGCCGUGCUGCUGCAGCCCGGCCCGGGCGCCUGGCAGGAGCCGAGCAGCACCACAGACCUGUUUAUCCUGAGCCUGGCGGUGGCGGACCUCUGCUUCAUCCUGUGCUGCGUGCCCUUCCAGGCGGUCAUCUACACGCUGGACGCCUGGUUCUUCGGGGCGCUGGUGUGUAAGGCCGUGCACCUGCUCAUCUACCUCACCAUGUACGCCAGCAGCUUCACCCUGGCCGCCGUGUCCGUGGACAGGUACCUGGCCGUGCGGCACCCGCUGCGCUCGCGGGCCCUGCGCACGCCCCGCCACGCGCGCGCCGCCGUGGGGCUGGUGUGGCUGCUGGCCGCGCUGCUGGCCGCGCCCUACCUGAGCUACUACGGCACGGUGCGCUACGGCGCGCUCGAGCUCUGCGUGCCCGCCUGGACGGACGCGCGCCGCCGCGCCCUGGACGUGGCCACCUUCGCCGCCGGCUACCUGCUGCCCGUGGCCGUGGUGAGCGUGGCCUACGGCCGCACGCUGCGCUUCCUCUGGGCGGCCGUGGGCCCCGCGGGCGCGGCGGCCGGGGCGCGCCGUCGGGCCACAGGCCGCGCGGGCCGCGCGAUGCUGGCAGUGGCCGCGCUCUACGCGCUCUGCUGGGGCCCGCACCACGCGCUCAUUCUCUGCUUCUGGUUCGGCCGCUUCGCCUUCAGCCCCGCCACCUACGCCUGCCGCCUGGCCUCGCACUGCCUGGCCUACGCCAACUCCUGCCUCAACCCUCUCGUCUACGCGCUCGCCUCGCGCCACUUCCGCGCGCGCCUCCGCCGCCUCUGGGCCCGCGGCCGCCGCCGCCGUCCCCCACGCGCGCCCCGCCGACCCCCGCGCGCGCCCCGCCGCGUGCGCCCCGCCGCCCCGCGCGCCCGCCCCGGGAGCGCCCGGCCGCCACGGGACGCCGCCCCCCCAUCCCACCCCGACCAUCCGUUGGAAUAA